AUGCAUUUACAUAUCAUCACCCUCACCUCCCUCGCCUUACUGGCCAAUGCUAGUCCCAUCCCAGGAACCCAGCGUCACUCAACUACCCUUCAUCCCUACCAUCCGCCAUCCAGCCAUCACCACCCCAUACGCGACCUAUUAAUAACCCCCGGCCAACUCAUCGCCAUCGCACCCACCUCAACCACAUGCGACAACCCGCCUGCGCCAGGCGAAUGCGCCACGGCCUUCCACGCCGCGCCGCGCAUCAACGAGGCAUUCUUCACCUACGCCGUCUUCUCACCGGCUGAACAGGCCGCUCUAAUCAGCCUGAUGGCGUUUGAGACUCUCGAUUUCAAGUAUAACCGUAACCAUUUCCCCGGCGUCCCCGGACAAGGCACACGCAACAUGCAAUCACCAGCAUUCAACAAACAAUACGCCUUAUCAAUCCCUGAAAUCAGGGGUAAAGUCUCCGACGACGUCGCCGCCAAUCUCGAUCUGUUGCUGUCCAACGAGAGGUGGGAUUUUGGGUCUGCCGCGUGGUUUCUGGUGUCGCAGUGCACCGAGGACCAGCGCAGGGACUUGCAGUCCGGCUCGGAGCAGGGCUGGGAGGCGUAUAUUUCGGGUUGUGUAGGCACGACUGUGACAGAUGCGAGGAGGGAGUAUUGGACGAGGGCGAUUGAGGUGUUGGAUGUUAACUCCUAA
Molecule: messenger RNA, 681 nt
Organism: Talaromyces proteolyticus
Lineage: Eukaryota; Fungi; Ascomycota; Eurotiomycetes; Eurotiales; Trichocomaceae
Exons: 2
Coding region: 1-681 (226 amino acids)
Source: RefSeq, a predicted model, not a curated record